ACAGUAUUUACAUCCGAUUUGACAAUCAACACAACACAAGAUCACCAUGAAAUAUCCUCCAGCGGACAUAGUUGACUAUGUAUUGGAGAAAGCAGCAUAUUCUGGUCAAUACGGUGUUACUUUGAAGAAUAUAUGGAAGUAUUUGGAGGAAUUCUUGGAAAUACAAUUAGACGAUUUUCAAAAACUAACAAUCUGGCAAUGGGUGUUCAUGGGAGAUGAGGGAGGUCAAGAUAUUGGCAUUGGCUUGUACAAGCAAGACCUUGAUAUUGCUUUACCAUUGAGCCCUGAUUAUAGAUCAUUUGUGGAAGCACAUGGAACGGAAGAUAAUUUAGUGAUAAAACCAAGCCCUGAUACACAGUGGACUUUUCUCACAGGUCUUGCCAAUUCUAAGAGACUCAAACUCCAAUUAGGUGAAUUCCCAUUCCAAUUAUUAUGUGAGAUUGCAAGAAAUGGCCCCCAGGGGAUAUUGGCACCCGACUUAUCUAGAAAUACCAAUCAAGAUCCGAGGUCUCUUACCCCAAGAUUAAGAAAGUUGGAAGACUUAGGGCUUAUAUCUAAGAAGAACGUCUACAACGAGAAGUCACGUCAGCAUACAAGUUUGUGUAUACACAAGAACUUUGCGAAGGAAGAGGUAACCUCAAUUCUGUUGGAUCUUAACGAGGACCUCGAAAGUUCAAGAAAUGUCCAAAAAACAAAGCAAGCAGUCAUGCAUGCCGUGAAAAAUGCACCCAAUCAAUUGCGUGGGUUCGGUGACUUGAAAGUAGAUCUUAAGCUUGAUAAAAAUACCUCGUCUAGUAAAUUCUUUAGGGGAAUUGUUGAAUACUUGGAUAAACGUGGCUAUGUUGAAAGAUUGAUGGUGAAAGAGGCGGAUCUGAAGUCAAUGGUUUAUUGUAUUAAAUUCUUGAAGGACCUCCCAAAGGAAUAUGACGAGAACUCAGAGCUUACAGAUUUUUUCAAUGCUCUUGAAGAAGAAGAAGAAGCUGAAGGAAGUAAAUUAGAUGAAGAAGACAAGACCUCUGAAGAAGACAGCCUGAAAGUUCCAACAUUAAACGGAGUUUUUCCCUUGCAAAAUCAAUUAUUUGAGUACGUUCUGUCACGUAAGGAAGCGGGUGCAACUUCAAUGGAUAUCGUCAAAAAUAUUACUGGUGUCUCUGAUUAUCGUCCAUAUUCGAAGGCAUUGGAUUUAUUCACCACAUUUGUAAUUGAUAACGAUAAACUUAAGAGUCUUCGGAAGUACGAUGAUGAAUAUGACAAAUUUUCUAUAAUAAGAGGAUAUGAUUAUGAAGGAAAGUAUAAAUUUUACAGAUAUUUCACACGGGAAAGUUUUGCAAAAAUUUCAAAUAUCGACCCAACCGAUAAGAAGACCAAGAAAACAACCAAAAAACCCAUUGCUAUUACAUCAAUAUUGGCGUUGAACAAGAAACAUUAUACCCCAUUGGGUAGAGUCAUGCAAGCAUCAUUAUUAAAUAAUUCCAAAAGAAAAGCUGCAGAAUUGGACGAUCCAGAUGAGCCAAGGAUAGAGAGAAGAGGAAGACCAAGAAAGAUCAAGACUGAUUCACUGGAUUCAGCUGAACCCAAGCCCAAGAGGCCAAAGGGUAGACCAAGAAAGGACGCUUCGUCCAUGGCGAAUACCUCUGUAGACCUCGAUUCAAUAGUGUCGGAUAUUUCAGUCAGUCUUCUCGAAGAUCCCACCAGAGUGGAAAGUAGAGAAUCAACUCUCCGAAGCUCUCAAAUGAAGGACACAUUACCCUCACAAGUUAAUGUCGACACUAUUAACCACAAUCUUGAAGAAGCAUUGGAAAAUAAUAUUACUAGUAUUACCGAAGAAGCGAUUGUAUCUUCAAAUAACAACUUACAGAUAUUGGAAGAUCCUAUUGAAAAAGAAGAGAUCACCGAAGUUAAGCCCAUGGUUUCUUCUCCACCGAAAGUGAAACCACCAGCAGCACCCGCAGCAGGCUCCUUAAAGGCUAUCAGAAGAAGGUCUGCAUUGAUGUCAAUUAUUGUAGACCAAGGGGGAAUUACCUAUACCACUGCAAAUUUAUGUCGUUUAGUGGAUGAGAAACUUGGGAAUGCAACCAUCACCGACAAGAAGACUCUCGCUCGUGAUGUAUCUUAUUUGAUCGCAACUAAAGAACUUGUUUCAGAAGAUGUCUCAUUCACACGCUCGGGGCAAGCAAUUACUAGAAAGAUUUUAAUGAUGUCGGAUCCAAAGCAUAGACCAUCAAAGGAAAAGAUAGAGGAAGUCAAGGAGCAGUGCUUGACUGAUAAUGGGAAACAACAGGGAACAAAUAUCAAUAGGCGAGUAAUCGAAGAUCAAGUCACUCUUUUCAAUCCUACUAAAAAGACCGAGACAAGAUUGGCUUCGUUGAAGAAUAAGACGAAGAAAAGUAAAGGAGAGAAGAAGAUCAAACAAGAAAACUCUGAAGGAAAGAUUCGUGCUGCGAAACCACGGAAAUAUAAAAACAAAGAUUCUAACUCAACUGCACUCGAAAACAAUGAUUACCAAGAAAGUAACACUCUGCAGCUUGAAUCAUAUCUUCCCAAGAAACGGAAAACUAGACCACGUCAAGGGAAGAGGAGCAAGCCAAAAUCUUCUGAAAAUACUAGUUCGUCUUCUCAAAGAUAUCGUGUUAGAGGGGAAACAAAGUUUGACCAAUCUGAUGCAACCAAUUUGUAUAGAGCAGUUAUUAUAUCUAGAAGUUUCAGACGAGGUCCAAUUGAUUUUGAUUCGAUUGCAGAAUUAUUUGAAGAUAUGAGUGUGAAUGAAGUGAAAAGGAAAUGGAUUUCUGUUAGAAAAGUUGUUGGCGGUCUUUCUGCUGUAAUGAGAGGAAUUGGUGUAUUCGAAAGAAUUAUAACCAAAGGAAUCGAAGAUGGAUUUGUAACAACAUCUGAUUUGACUGAUUUCGACUAUGAAUUCUUUCUUGCGCUAUGGAGGGAAGCCGAUAAUUCCGUUUUAGAAGGAAUUGAUAGCAAUCCAUUUUAUUCAACCAUUGAGAUGAACCGCGAGGACUAUAUUAUACCAGAUUUCAAAGUUUCUCAACAAGAUUUCUUUGAUCAACUUGAAGAUAAUUCAAUGAGACAAAAGGAGGGCCUUCUUGCACGUAAGACAUUUUCCUAUAACGAAGAACUUCCAAUCACAGAGAAGAAACAUGAUGAUCUUCGAACUGCGCUCAAGGCAACCUUUGCUACUCUGGAAGAAAACUUUUCUAGUCAGGUUGUAAAUAAUAUAUUUUCUAGAUUCGGAGAAGAAGAUACCCAAGAAGCAUCGACUGAAUUGCUCAAGGAUAAGGAAAUUGCAUACUUUACACUCCAAGAAUCAAAUACAAGAUUUGUAUUAACUGAUAAGUUUCAUAAUACCUUGUCUCAAAAAGUAUUUUCUCAUAAAUUUUUCAAUCAAGCUUCACAAUUUGAAUCAAACUUUAAUUCCGUCACGGAAGUUUCUAAAGGUCUUAUAUUAUCUCAGGGAAUUGCUAGUGGGGAAGUUGCUGCACUUAUCAACUUAUUAGUUGAAGGAAGAGCCAAAAUGACGAGGGUUGAUAGGCCAUACAAGUUCACUGGAUAUGAAUCGCGUCUUAUCGAUAAAUCAAAAUUAUCGUGUGAUAUAAUUGUUUCUGCUAAUAAAGGAUAUGUAGCCGAGAAUUCAACGGCAUUAGUGAAAAUUCCCAUACCCACAGGGAUGGCUUGUUCUCAUAUUUGGUUGGAUCUUAACGGUACUAUCAACACCAAAAUGUGGACCAAAAUCCUCAUUUCGAUUCUCUACCAAGUGGUUUUUAAACCAGGGAUUUCGUACAAUACAUUGUACAGAAAGUUUCAAACAGUUUUAAGUGUUAAGGACUUUAAAGAUGUCAUGAGUUGGCUCGAGAAGAGUAAUUGUAUAUUAAGUGGCCAGCAACAUGGGUUGUUUGCGCGAAAUGAGUGGUUUUCACUUUUGGGCCACUGAAGGGUUAUGUAGUAAUUAUAGUAAAUGUAUAAGUAUCAAUA
Messenger RNA from [Candida] anglica, 3981 nucleotides. The record is from the annotation of a GenBank genome assembly. NCBI's taxonomy places the organism in Eukaryota, Fungi, Ascomycota, Pichiomycetes, Serinales, Debaryomycetaceae.